CUCAGCGAGCCGCGGCGGCAGGGGAAGCGGCGGGGCCCGGCCCGGAAGAGGAGGGCUCUCUCGCUCGCUCUCAGUGCGGCGGUUCGGCGACGGCUGGCGGCGCAGGUUUUCAGAAUGACUUCGUUGGUUGACAUGCCCCUGAAUUAUGAAAAGAUGUUUGCUCAUCGAUUCACAUCAGAUGAUGAAGAAUACCAAGAAUACCUGAAACGCCCUGCAGAUCCCCCUCCUAUAGUUGAAGAAUGGAGAAACAGAUCUGGUGGCAACCAGAGAAACAGAGAUCGGUUCCAAGAUGGUAGAUAUUUUAGAGGGGACAGAUACAACUGGCAAGGUGACUACAGAUCUAACCAGAGGCCAGAAAGAAGUUGGGGUAAUAACUACCAGCAGCACAGACAAGGACAAUCGUACUCCUCCCACUACGGACAAUAUGGCUACAACUCCUACAACCCAGGGCCUCGUUACCAUCCCUACUGAUGAUACCUGUGGUUUGAAAGUCCAGUAAUGCUAUGUAACAAAUCCAGUUAGACUUCAGUUUUCUUAUUUUUCCACAUUUUUAUAGAUAACUGAAGAAUCAGUAUUACAGCCCCUUGCUGUUUGUCUGUAGUGUGAGUUGAAAAAGGGAAUACCUUUUAGAAUAAUAGAAGUGUAUUAUACAGAGUUUGUUUAGCGUCUGUAGAUCUUAGAUUAAACUUCUAUCUCAUUCUUUUGUCUGAAUACGUACACAUACACUUCUUCCAACACCAAGAUUUCUCUCUGUUACGUUUUAAAAAACACAACAGGUCAGGGGAAAAUACCUGUGGUUUGUGUGCAGCCCAUAGCAGUGGCACAUUGCCUUAAGAUGCAUCUUUUUGAAAGUGACAUACUGUGUCUGUCUCUGGAGAGAAUUUUUUAGUUUGGGUUUUGAUAGUGAGAAAAGCUCCAUUUGGUUUGAAUUUCAGAUGCCUUAAAGCUGAGAAGAGCAAUGCCAUUACAGAAAUAUUUUAUGGGGUCAGCAUAGUGUCUGUUGACUCAAUGGCUUCAAUUUAUGUGCAGUAUGCUUCUUAACACGGUCUAAAAGUUAGAAUAAAAAUUAAGUUGUUUAAACAUGUAUCUUCUUAUUGUAGUAGUUCAGUGAUACACAAGUUUUACCUGAGAAGUGAUAUCAAACUUGGGUUAAUUUGUACCACCUUAAAAUAGAUUUGGUAUGUGCAUAACAUUUUGGAAUUCCCACUUCAGUAAAGCUGUAAAAUUUGAUAAUUGUAAUUAGUUUGUAUGAAAUACUUUGUGCAUGUUAUAGAAGACAGGAACCAUAAUCAGUACUGUUCUGUACUUUUUUUUGUGUGUGUGAGGAAAUAGCAUAAGCAGUGCAGAGUGUUAUGCAGUUUUUAGAAUUUAAGUUCUGUGGUUUUUUAAGUGUUCACACAAUAAAAGUAUAGUUCAUGUGUAA
Phalacrocorax carbo (great cormorant) is the source of this 1423-nucleotide messenger RNA. Lineage: Eukaryota; Metazoa; Chordata; Aves; Suliformes; Phalacrocoracidae. The record is from RefSeq and is a predicted model, not a curated record.